Oncorhynchus nerka (sockeye salmon) is the source of this 2978-nucleotide messenger RNA. Its product is annotated as methyltransferase 22, Kin17 lysine. The record is from RefSeq and is a predicted model, not a curated record. Gene Ontology annotation, cellular component: nucleus. The coding region runs from base 635 to 1708 and encodes 357 amino acids. Gene Ontology annotation, biological process: protein methylation. Lineage: Eukaryota; Metazoa; Chordata; Actinopteri; Salmoniformes; Salmonidae. The transcript is spliced from 11 exons. Gene Ontology annotation, molecular function: protein methyltransferase activity.
AAUUCUAACUAUGUUUAAAUUUGAAUUCUAAUCCAAAUGCCAUUUAAAUUCUUUCGGAGCAGGUUUACAUAUUGAGUUAUUUCUAGAUGCGUAGCACGCGGAACAUUUUGAAUGGCUUUUGUUUCCUUUGUUGGUGGGUGAAAUAAUAAUGUGGCACCGCCUGUAUUCUGUACACCUAGUGUUAUUUCUGUACGACUUGGAAGCUGAUAUUUGAGACAAUCUGCGCAUCGUUGUAAGCUCAGAGUGAAUUAAAUGCGUGUUUAUGUUAUUAGACUGUAUUGAAUGUCAUGUGUUGGAAGUGUUUCAUUUAAAUGUGCCCGUUAAAUGUCCCUCGUUAGCUAGCGUCGUAGUUAGUUAGUCUGCCCCUGGACCUGGCCAAGUCAUUCAUUAUCAGAGUAGCUAGCAUCAAGCUAGCUCAUGGUAGCUGUUUCUAGCAGGUUCCCUCCCACCCAUUCAGUUACGUUUGUCAGAAGUUCCCACCGUAGAGAAGGCUAGUUUAUUUGGCCAAAUGAAAACGUGUUUACCAGACACACGUCUUUGCAGCAUUUUCAUUGACAGCUUCUAGCUAGAAAAGUUAGCUAACAACCACUGGAAAGGUGUGCUGCAGGCAGGUAGAUGACAUGCAGGGUGAGCCAUGGACCAGAUCACCUUCCAUUAUGACACGGUGCUGUCUGACGUUCACCUGUUGCUGCCCAACUCUCGCCACCUCAUGGCACGCCUCAACCGCGUAGGACAACCAGUUUUCAUCUCCCGGUUCAGAAUCCUGUGGGACGGAACGAAGCAGCGCACCUGUGACCUCGGUUCCCCCUGCGGAGGGGAAGAGUUAGACCGCGACACCCAGGAGGAGAGUGGAAGGGGAGAUGCUAAGGAGAGUGAGAUUGGGGCUGACGGAGGAGUGGACAGGGAUGAGGACCGAGGGGCUGACGGAGGAGUGGACAGGGAUGAGGACCGAGGACCUGACGGAGGAGUGAACAGUGAUGAGGACGGAGGGAUAGAACCACCCCUGGAUGAAGAUGGAGAUUUAGAGGUACCACGCAGAUGUUUUACGCCAGUCUGGCGUGGCGCCUUCCUAUUGGCUGAUUUAAUCCUGUCUCAGCCAACUACAUUCAGAGGAGCCACCGUCUUGGAGUUGGGGGCAGGGACUGGGCUGACCAGCGUAGUCAUGGCAACGGUGGCCAAAACAGUGUACUGCACAGACGUUGGGGAGGACCUACUGAGCAUGUGCCAGAAGAACGUGACGUUGAACAGACACCUGAUGGAACCUGCAGGUGGGAAGGUGCGAGUACGUCUACUGGACUGGCUCAGACACGAUCUCUGCACAGACGCUGAUGCAGAGUUUGGAUGGACAGAGGAUGAAGUGGCAGAUCUCCAUGACAACACAACAAUUAUCAUCGCCGCUGACGUGUGCUACGAUGACGACCUGACAGACGCGCUGUUCCGAACUCUGUACAGAAUCUGUAACAACCUCCGUCUCCCCUGUACUACAUACCUGUCUAUAGAGAAGAGGCUGAACUUCACUCUGAGACACAUGGACAUAUCCUGCGAGGCCUACGAACAUUUCCGCCGCUGUCUGUGUGAGAUGCAGGAGCUGAGGGACGGACGGACCUGCUUCACAGUGGAGCAGGUCACACCCUCUUUCCCACAGUGCCUGCUGUAUGAGCGCAUAGAGCAACUGGAGUUGUGGAAAGUGACAGCGGUGCCUGUCUAACCCUCUGAGGAGCUGACCUGCUCCUAGACCUGCUCCUUAGACCUGCUCCUAGACCUGCUCCUUGACCUUCUCCUAGACCUGCUCCUUAGACCUUCUCCUAGACCUUCUCCUAGACCUGCUCCUAGACCUGCUCCUAGACCUGCUCCUUAGACCUGCUCCUUGACCUUCUCCUAGACCUGCUCCUUAGACCUUCUCCUAGACCUGCUCCUUAGACCUUCUCCUAGACCUGCUCCUAGACCUGCUCCUUAGACCUGCUCCUUGACCUUCUCAUAGACCUUCUCCUAGACCUGCUCCUAGACCUGCUCCUAGACCUGCUCCUUAGACCUGCUCCUUGACCUUCUCCUAGACCUGCUCCUUAGACCUUCUCCUAGACCUGCUCCUAGACUUGCUCCUAGACCUGCUCCUAGACCUGCUCCUUAGACCUGCUCCUUGACCUUCUCCUAGACCUGCUCCUUAGACCUUCUCCUAGACCUUCUCCUAGACCUGCUCCUAGACCUGCUCCUUAGACCUGCUCCUUGACCUUCUUCUAGACCUGCUCCUUAGACCUUCUCCUAGACCUGCUCCUUAGACCUUCUCCUAGACCUGCUCCUAGACCUGCUCCUUAGACCUGCUCCUUGACCUUCUCAUAGACCUUCUCCUAGACCUGCUCCUAGACCUGCUCCUAGACCUGCUCCUUAGACCUGCUCCUUGACCUUCUCCUAGACCUGCUCCUUAGACCUUCUCCUAGACCUUUUUCUAGACCUGCUCCUAGACCUGCUCCUAGACCUGCUCCUUAGACCUGCUCCUUGACCUUCUCCUAGACCUGCUCCUUAGACCUUCUCCUAGAACUGCUCCUAGACCUGCUCCUAGACCUGAGACAUGGAGUUUUCUGAUCUUAGACCUGCUCCUUAGACCUGCUCCUUGACCUGCUCCUAGACCUGGUCCUAGACCUUCUCCUAGACCUGCUCCUUGACCUGCUCCUUGACCUGCUCCUAGACCUGCUCCUAGACCUGCUCCUAGACCUGCUCCUAGACCUGAGACAUGGAGUUUUCUGAUCUUAGACCUGCUCCUAGACCUGAGACAUGGAGUUUUCUGAUCUUAGACCUGCUCCUUGACCUGAGACAUGGAGUUUUCUGAUCUUAGACCUGCUCCUAGACCUGCUCCUUGACCUGCUCCUUGACCUGCUCCUAGACCUGCUCCUUGACCUGCUCCUUGACCUGAGACAUGGAGUUUUCUGAUCUUAGACCUGCUCCUAGACCUGCUCCUUGACCUGAGACAUGGAGUUUUCUGA